This is a messenger RNA of Lactuca sativa (garden lettuce), 3572 nucleotides long. RefSeq names its product auxin response factor 19. Lineage: Eukaryota; Viridiplantae; Streptophyta; Magnoliopsida; Asterales; Asteraceae. The record is from RefSeq and is a predicted model, not a curated record. Gene Ontology annotation, cellular component: nucleus. Gene Ontology annotation, molecular function: DNA binding. Gene Ontology annotation, biological process: regulation of DNA-templated transcription; response to hormone.
GUUUAUAGAGAGAGAGAGAGAAAGUGAUUGAAGAGAGAGAGAAAGAGAGACAUAUAGAUACAGAAAGCUUUAUACAGAGAGAGAAAAUGAUGGAAGAGAGAGAAAGAGGGAAGGGGAGUGGGGGCAAAGCUGCAGCGUUUGGUCUCUGCAAUACUCAGCAAACCCUCCUUUUUUAAAGUGUCUCCGGUCUUCCUCUUGUCCCCCUUCUCCCACCUUUUCCGGCUGUUUUAUUUUUAACAUUUUAUUUUUCUCUCUUAUCCCUUUUCCCUUUUCCGGCGUAUUUCGCCGGAAAACACCGCCCUCCGCCACAUUAUUUUCUUUUUCCCUUACUUUGUGUAAAAGCACCUUUGAUCCUAAACUUUCUUUUGAUCUACUUUUCAUAAACUCCGAUGAAUCCUUGGUGGUAGAAAUCACCGGUAACUUUUACAAAAUCUACGUUGGUCGGUGAUCCGAGUUUCAUCCAGCAAUGAAGACGCCGGCGAACGCUUCUGGAUCCACUUUAACGACGGAGAAUCCAGGAGAAGCUGGAGAGAAGAAGACCAUAAUCAAUCCGGAGCUAUGGCAAACAUGCGCCGGACCUCUGGUGAACUUACCGGCUGCCGGGACUCACGUCGUGUAUUUCCCUCAAGGCCACAGCGAGCAGGUUGCGGCAUCUAUGAAGAAGGACGUUGAUUCUCAAAUUCCAAAUUAUCCAAAUCUUCAGUCGAAGCUUCUAUGCGUUCUUCAUAGUGUCACAUUGCAUGCUGAUCCAGAGACAGACGAAGUAUAUGCUCAAAUGACACUCCAACCCGUGCCUUCUUUUGACAAGGAAGCAUUAUUGAGAUCGGAUUUGUCGACAAAAAUAAAUAAGCCACAAACACAGUUUUUUUGCAAAACUUUGACGGCAAGUGAUACGAGUACUCAUGGGGGAUUUUCUGUGCCACGUCGAGCAGCCGAGAAAAUCUUUCCUCCUCUUGAUUUUUCUAUGCAACCGCCUGCACAAGAACUUGUGGCCAGGGAUUUGCAUGAUACUUUAUGGACAUUUCGCCAUAUUUAUCGCGGGCAACCAAAACGUCAUUUGCUCACAACUGGUUGGAGCCUAUUUGUUAGCGGAAAAAGGCUUUUUGCAGGAGACUCAGUCUUGUUUAUUAGGGAUGAAAAGCAGCAACUGCUAUUGGGAAUUAGAAGAGCCAACAGACAGCCGACAAAUCUAUCAUCAUCUGUUUUGUCAAGUGACAGCAUGCAUAUUGGAAUCCUGGCGGCUGCUGCCCAUGCAGCCGCCAACAACAGCCCCUUCACCGUGUUUUAUAAUCCAAGGGCUAGCCCAUCUGAGUUUGUUAUUCCAUUGGCCAAGUACUACAAAGCCGUGUGUAGCAACCAAAUAUCACUUGGCAUGCGCUUCCGUAUGAUGUUUGAGACAGAAGAGUCGGGAACAAGAAGGUAUAUGGGUACAAUUACGGGUAUCAGUGAUCUUGAUCCCAUUAGAUGGAAGAAUUCACAAUGGCGCAACCUACAGGUUGGGUGGGAUGAGUCAACCGGUGGGGAAAGGCGAACGCGUGUUUCUGUUUGGGAAAUUGAACCUGUGACUGCGCCCUUUUUCAUCUGCCCGACACCUCCUUUCUAUAGACCAAAGAGACCUAGACAACCAGGAAUGCCAGACGAUGAGUCAGCUGACUUGGACAAUAUAUUCAAGAGAAGCAUGCCAUGGCUUGGUGAAGAUAUGUCCACUAAAGAUCCUGGACUAAGUUUAGUUCAGUGGAUGAACAUGCAGCAAAACUCUUCUCCCAAUUACCUAAACCCGUUAUCAGGAUCCAUACCCGGGUCCAUUUUCAGUGGGUCGGAUCUUUCACGACAGCUGGGUGCACCACCACCACCACCACCCCAAAUUCUUACCCACGGUGCCUCCAUGGUUCAGCCACCACAACAGUUGACUGAUCCAAAUCAAAGUCAACAAAUGUUUCGACAAAAUUUGAUCAAUCAAAAUCAAAAUCAAAAUCAAAACCAAAUUCAGAAUCAUCAUCUCUACAGAAACCUUCAAAGUCCACAGACACAAUUUCACGAUACUCAACAAUUACAAAUUCCGGAUAAUCAAAUCUCGAUUCAACUUCUACAAAAGCUUCAUCAACAGCAACAAUCACUUUUGGCUCAACAAUCUGUUUCACUACCACAACAGCAAGACGAACAGAAGCCAUUGAUAGAUGUUCAUGUUCCUGUUCCUCAAAGCUUUUCAAGGUCGAUGUCAACAAGUCAAACUAUGGACGCUCACACACCACCAUUGUCAAAAAACAAUAGUCAACCGAAUCUUAGAUUUUCCGGACACAAGUUUUCCGGACCCAAUCAGAUUUCGACAGGUGGCGGAGGUCAAUCCGGGAUCACAGAUGAUAUCCCAUCAUGUUCGACUUCACCUUCAACGAAUAAUUUCCAAACCAUGGUUACUGGUGUCGAAACUUUAUCGACAAAUGUUAAUUUUGGUAAAGUCUCACCUCCGGUCAACGCGGUCAACAUUCCAAAAGGUCAAAAUCCGUCCUUUUUGGCUCCGAUUACGUAUUUGAACAAUAUCGGUGGACCCCAGAUGGAUUUUCUGGAUAGUUCAUCAUCGGCGACUUCGAUUUGUGCUCCUCAAAGUGAUCUUCAUCCACAGCCACUUAGAACAACGAUUCAAGAUGAUUCGAGAGCGGAUAUUCCGUUUGGGGGGGGUAACAUGGUGGGGAUGCCAUCGAUGAUUGUUGACCCUUUGACCACGAAGGGAAUGGUGGGGUCCAGUAAGGAUUUUGAAAGCAAUGUUAGUCCAGGUGGCAUGAUUUUAUACGAGAACAACAACAACCCGAGUAAAGAUGCUCAACCCGAACUUUCUUCUUCCAUGGUUUCUCAGUCGUUUGGAGUUCCGGAUAUGGCGUUUAACCCGAUUGAUUCCACCUUGAAUGAUAGCGGCUUGUUGAAUACCGGUGUGUGGGCCCCACCUCCACAACCGUUUCAGCGAAUGCGGACUUAUACCAAGGUGUACAAGCGUGGAGCUGUAGGGAGAUCAAUCGAUAUAUCAGGUUAUUCAGGGUACGAUGAGCUGAAACAAGAUUUGGCUCGAAGAUUUGGAAUCGAAGGUCAAUUGGAGGAUCGACAAAGAGUUGGUUGGAAACUUGUGUAUGUGGAUCACGAAAGUGAUGUUCUUUUAGUUGGAGAUGACCCUUGGGAGGAGUUUGUGAGUUGCGUAAGGUGCAUCAAAAUCUUGUCACCUCAAGAAGUGCAACAAAUGAGUUUGGAUGGAGAUUUUGGUGGGAAUAAUAGUGUCCUUCCAAAUCAAGCUUGUAGCAGCUCAGAUGGUGGAAAUGUCUAAAACAUAAUCCUUUUCUUUUUUAUUAAGUUUUAGAUAGAAAGUAUGGAACUCAGAAGAGGCAUUAAAAGUGUCUGAGUUUGAGAAAAUGGAAGGGAAGAAUUUAGCGAGAAAAUGGUAGUUUUUUUUUUUUUCUUUUCAGAAGGUAAAUGUGGACAGGUUUUAAAUGUUGAUUUUGUGUCAAGAUGAUGAUGAUAGUGUUAUAAAAUAUGGUAGAGAGAAUUGAGAGUGUAUAUAGAUGUGUACACUUUGUGUUAAUCAGAAA